This is a messenger RNA of Lucilia sericata (common green bottle fly), 513 nucleotides long. RefSeq lists its product as uncharacterized. The record is from RefSeq and is a predicted model, not a curated record. The transcript is spliced from 4 exons. Lineage: Eukaryota; Metazoa; Arthropoda; Insecta; Diptera; Calliphoridae. Gene Ontology annotation, molecular function: guanyl-nucleotide exchange factor activity. The coding region runs from base 130 to 405 and encodes 91 amino acids. Gene Ontology annotation, cellular component: Ragulator complex; cytoplasm; lysosome. Gene Ontology annotation, biological process: cellular response to amino acid stimulus; positive regulation of TORC1 signaling.
CACAUAUCUAGCUAUGACAAACAAACAGCUGUUUUAUAUGUAUUUUGUUUAUCACGUAUUAAAAUCUACAUUUAAGAAAAAAAUCUAAAUUUUUAUAAAGAAUUUAUUAAUUUUAUACGAAAUUCAAAAAUGGAACAACAAUUAGAAAAAGUUUUAAAUGAUAUUAAUUCGCAGCCAGAAACUGUGGGCUGUCUAAUAACAAAUCGUCAGGGUCUUUGUCUAGGAGCUAAAGGUAAAAUAAAUCCCAAAAUGUCAGGCAUUGGUAUGGCUUUAUCAGAACAGGCUUGUAAAUUGGAACCAAAUCUAAAUCCGCCCACAAUUGUUUUGUACAGUGGGAACAAACGAUGCAUUAUACAAAAAGAUGGUGAAAUUACUGGCAUUAUAUAUAAACAAAGUUCCAAUUAGUUGUAAUUGUUUGUUUGUUGGAUGGAUGGAUGGUUUGAUUGAUAGUUGGAGGGUGGGGUUCAUAGCGUCAUAGUUGUGUGUUUUGUAAGCGGCCAUACGGAAAACAAA